Molecule: messenger RNA, 6589 nt
Organism: Micropterus salmoides (largemouth bass)
Lineage: Eukaryota; Metazoa; Chordata; Actinopteri; Centrarchiformes; Centrarchidae
Exons: 15
Coding region: 597-6314 (1905 amino acids)
Molecular function (GO): protein binding
Source: RefSeq, a predicted model, not a curated record
GUUAAAACUGGCUGAGGGCUUUAAGGGUCCAGUUUGUGUUGAACUCUGUUGGUAUCAGUGGGGUUAUUUAAAGAGUUACCAUGGUAACAUUUCUUGUGAGCAGCAGCUCGCCCCUUGUUUCCUGUUCACACUUUACUUUCACUUUGUUCAUGACGCAGCUUCUUUUCUCCGUGUGAGGUAAAUGUAACCGACAUGUUUCAAACUAACUGCUGUUAGCUUGUUUUAGUAAAGUAACUCUGAACUUUAACAAACUAACUGGGGUCCUCCAUGUUGUGGAUAUCUGGGCUAAGCGGUGGAAUAAGAGCAGCUGUUGAGCUCCUUUCUCCUCAGGAGUUGAACACAGAGUCGUUGUUUCCGUGCAGCUUCUCUUCCUGAUGUCUGAAGCGGCCUGUGGAGGAGGCGGAGACGAGCCGCUGCUCUCCCGCUGUCUGAGCCACUAACUGCGGCUCGGCCGGUAACACCAGAGUCCAGCAGAGUCCAGCAGAGUCCAGCAGAGUCCACCAGAGUCCACCAGAGUCCAGCAGAUCCUCGCAGGAGCUAACACUCACAUAUACUGAGAAAUCUCUGCAGGUGAAAGUGGAUGUGAGUUGAGCAGCAUGAGUCAGUGUGAGGACAGAGAGGAGGGAGUCCCUCCCUCUAAAAGCACUCUGUGUGGGGAACAUGACAGCCAGACCAAAGCUCAGAGCCCAGAGCAGCAGCAGGGACCAGACUCUGCUGGACCUGGACCUGGACCUGGACCUGAGCCCAGCUGUGUGUCCUUCAAGAGUGACCGGUCAAAGGAUAUUAUUAUUGAAUUUAAAGGACAACCGUCUGCUGCAGAGAGAGUCCACCAGGAGAGCUCAGAAGUUCCUAGUGGUCAGUCUGCCCAGCAGCAUCAAACACACCUGGACUCCAUAUUUAUGCUGCUGGAGGACAACAUUGUCACUUUUGUGAAGAACGAGCUGAAGAAGAUCCAGAAGGCUCUGAGUUCAGAUUACCCAGAAUGCUUAGAGAGUCAGAGGGAGGAUGAGGAGGUGUUGGACGGUGAGGAGGAAGAGCAGAGGAGGAGCAGCAGAGAGGCAUUUCUGAAGAUCACAGUGCACUUCCUGAGGAGAAUGAAGCAGGAGGAGCUGGCUGAGCGUCUGCAGAGCGAACCUCCUUUUGCAGUCUGUCAGCGUAAACUUAAAUCUAAGCUGAAGGAGAAGUUCCAGUGUGUGUUUGAGGGGAUUGCUAAAGCAGGAAACCCAACCCUUCUGAACCAGAUCUACACAGAGCUCUACAUCACAGAGGGAGGGACUGCAGAGGUCAAUAAUGAACAUGAGGUCAGACAGAUUGAAACAGCAUCCAGGAAACCAGCCAGACCAGAAACAACCAUCAGACAAGAAGACAUCUUUAAACCCUCACCUGGAAGAGAUGAACCAAUCAGAACAGUGAUGACAAAGGGAGUGGCUGGCAUUGGGAAAACAGUCUUAACACAGAAGUUCACUCUGGACUGGGCUGAAGACAAAGCCAACCAGGACAUACAGUUCACAUUUCCAUUCACUUUCAGAGAGCUGAAUGUGCUGAAAGAGAAAAAGUACAGCUUGGUGGAACUUGUUCAUCACUUCUUUCCUGAAACCAAAGAAGCAGGAAUCUGCAGGUUUGAAGAGUUCCAGAUUGUGUUCAUCUUUGACGGUCUGGAUGAGUGUCGACUUCCUCUGGACUUCCACAACAAUGAGGUCCUGACUGAUGUUACAGAGUCCACCUCAGUGGAUGUGCUGCUGACAAACCUCAUCAGGGGGAACCUGCUUCCCUCUGCUCGCCUCUGGAUAACCACACGACCUGCAGCAGCCAAUCAGAUCCCUCCUGGGUGUGUUGACAUGGUGACAGAGGUUAGAGGGUUCACUGACCCACAGAAGAAGGAGUACUUCAGGAAGAGAUCCAGAGAUAAGAAGCAGGCUAGCAGCAUAAUCUCCCACAUCAAGACAUCACGAAGCCUCCACAUCAUGUGCCACAUCCCAGUCUUCUGCUGGAUCACUGCUACAGUUCUGGAGGAGGUGUUGAAGACCAGAGAGGGAGGAGAGCUGCCCAAGACCCUGACUGAGAUGUACAUCCACUUCCUGGUGGUUCAGUCCAAACUGAAGAACACCAAGUAUGAUGGAGGAUCUGAGACAGAUCCACACUGGAGUCCAGAGAGCAGGAAGAUGAUUGAGUCUCUGGGAAAACUGGCUUUUGAGCAGCUGCAGAAAGGCAACCUGAUCUUCUAUGAAUCAGACCUGACAGAGUGUGGCAUCGAUAUCAGAGCAGCCUCAGUGUACUCAGGAGUGUUCACACAGAUCUUUAAAGAGGAGAGAGGGUUGUACCAGGACAAGGUGUUCUGCUUCGUCCAUCUGAGCGUUCAGGAGUUUCUGGCUGCUCUUCAUGUCCAUCUGACCUUCAUCAACUCUGGUGUCGAUCUGCUGGCAGAAGAACAAUCAACCUCCCGGAAGUCUGAAACAAGUAAAGAUGAAUCUUCUGUGACACAGUUCUACCAGAGUGCUGUGGACCAGGCCUUACAGAGUCCAAAUGGACACCUAGACUUGUUCCUCCGGUUCCUCCUGGGACUUUCACUGCAGACCAAUCAGACUCUCUUACUAGGCCUGCUGACAGAGACAGGAAGUGGCUCAGAAACCAAUCAGGUGACGGUCGAGUACAUGAAAAAGAAGAUCGAAGAGACUCCCUCUGUGGAGAAAAGCAUCAAUCUGUUCCACUGUCUGAAUGAACUGAAGGAUCGUUCUCUAGUGGAUCAGAUCCAACAGUCCCUGAGUUCAGGAAAACUCUCCACAGAUAAACUCUCUCCUGCUCAGUGGUCAGCUCUGGUCUUCAUUUUACUGUCAUCAGAAAAAGUCCUGGAUGUGUUUGACCUGAAGAAAUACUCUGCUUCAGAGAAGGCUCUUCUGAGGCUGCUGCCAGUGGUCAAAGCCUCCAAGAAAGCUCUGCUGAGUGGCUGUAACCUCUCAGAGAGAAGCUGUGAAUCUCUGUCCUCAGUUCUCAGCUCCCAGUCCUCUAGUCUGAGAGAGCUGGACCUGAGUAACAACAACCUGCAGGACUCAGGAGUGAAGCUGCUGUCUGCUGGACUGAAGAGUCCACACUGUACACUGAAAAUGCUCAGGCUAUCAGGCUGUCUGAUAACAGAGGAAGGCUGUGUUUCUCUGGCCUCAGCUCUGUGCUCCAACCCCUCCCAUCUGAGAGAGCUGGACCUGAGCUACAAUCAUCCAGGAGACUCAGGAGUGAAGCUGCUGUCUGCUGGACUGGAGGAUCCACACUGGAGAUUGGAGACUCUGAGCUCAGAGGUUCCCAGUGGUCAGUCUGCCCAGCAGGAUCAAACACACCUGGACUCCAUAUUUAUGCUGCUGGAGGAGAACAUUGUCACUUUUGUGAAGAACGAGCUGAAGAAGAUCCAGAAGGGUCUGAGUUCAGAUUACCCAGAAUGCUUAAAGAGUCAGAGGGAGGAUGAGGAGGUGUUGGAGGGUAAGGAGGAAGAGCAGAGGAGGAGCAGCAGAGAGGCAUUUCUGAAGAUCACACUGCACUUCCUGAGGAGAAUGAAGCAGGAGGAGCUGGCUGAGCGUCUGCAGAGCAUCUGUCAGUGUAAACUUAAAUCUAAGCUGCAGAAGAAGUUCCAGUGUGUGUUUGAGGGGAUUGCUAAAGCAGGAAACCCAACCCUUCUGAACCAGAUCUACACAGAGCUCUACAUCACAGAGGGAGGGACUGCAGAGGUCAAUGAUGAACAUGAGGUCAGACAGAUUGAAACAGCAUCCAGGAAACCAGCCAGACCAGAAACAACCAUCAGACAAGAAGACAUCUUUAAAGCCUCACCUGGAAGAGAUGAACCAAUCAGAACAGUGAUGACAAAGGGAGUGGCUGGCAUUGGGAAAACAGUCUUAACACAGAAGUUCACUCUGGACUGGGCUGAAGGCAAAGCCAACCAGGACAUCCAGUUCACAUUUCCAUUCACUUUCAGAGAGCUGAAUGUGCUGAAAGAGGAAAAGUACAGCUUGGUGGAACUUGUUCAUCACUUCUUUACUGAAACCAAAGAAGCAGGAAUCUGCAGCUUUGAAGAGUUCCAGGUUGUGUUCAUCUUUGACGGUCUGGAUGAGUGUCGACUUCCUCUGGACUUCCACAACAAUGAGGUCCUGACUGAUGUUACAGAGUCCACCUCAGUGGAUGUGCUGCUGACAAACCUCAUCAGGGGGAACCUGCUUCCCUCUGCUCGCCUCUGGAUAACCACACGACCUGCAGCAGCCAAUCAGAUCCCUCCUGGGUGUGUUGACAUGGUGACAGAGGUCAGAGGGUUCACUGACCCACAGAAGGAGGAGUACUUCAGGAAGAGGUUCAGAGAUGAGGAGCAGGCCAGCAGAAUCAUCUCCCACAUCAAGACAUCACGAAGCCUCCACAUCAUGUGCCACAUCCCAGUCUUCUGCUGGAUCACUGCUACAGUUCUGGAGGAGGUGUUGAAGACCAGAGAGGGAGGAGAGCUGCCCAAGACCCUGACUGAGAUGUACAUCCACUUUCUGGUGGUUCAGUCCAAACUGAAGAACACCAAGUAUGAUGGAGGAGCUGAGACAGAUCCACACUGGAGUCCAGAGAGCAGGAAGAUGAUUGAGUCUCUGGGAAAACUGGCUUUUGAGCAGCUGCAGAAAGGAAACCUGAUCUUCUAUGAAUCAGACCUGACAGAGUGUGGCAUCGAUAUCAGAGCAGCCUCAGUGUACUCAGGAGUGUUCACACAGAUCUUUAAAGAGGAGAGAGGGCUGUACCAGGACAAGGUGUUCUGCUUCGUCCAUCUGAGCGUUCAGGAGUUUCUGGCUGCUCUUCAUGUCCAUCUGACCUUCAUCAACUCUGGUGUUAAUCUGUUGGUAGAAGAACAAUCAACCUCCCAGAAGUCUGAAACAAGAAAUGAUGAAUCUGCAGUGAUACAGUUCUACCAGAGUGCUGUGGACAAGGCCUUACAGAGUCCAAAUGGACACCUGGACUUGUUCGUCCGUUUCAUCCUGGGACUUUCACUGCAGACCAAUCAGACUCUCCUAAGAGGCCUGCUGACACAGACAGGAAGUGGCUCAGAAACUAACCAGGUAGCAGUCGAGUACAUCAAGAAGAAGAUCGAAGAGACUCACUCUGCAGAGAAAAGCAUCAAUCUGUUCCACUGUCUGAAUGAACUGAAGGAUCGUUCUCUAGUUGAGAAGAUCCAACAGUCCCUGAGUUCAGGAAGUCUCUCCACAGAUAAACUCUCUCCUGCUCAGUGGUCAGCUCUGGUCUUCAUCUUACUGUCAUCAGAAAAAGAUCUGGACGUGUUUGACCUGAAGAAAUACUCUGCUUCAGAGGAGGCUCUUCUGAGGCUGCUGCCAGUGGUCAAAGCCUCCAAGAAAGCUCUGCUGAGUGGCUGUAACCUCUCAGAGAGAAGCUGUGAAGCUCUGUCAACAGUUCUCAGCUCCCAGUCCUCUAGUCUGAGAGAGCUGGACUUGAGUAACAACAACCUGCAGGAUUCAGGAGUGAAGCAGUUGUCCGCUGGACUGGAGAGUCUACACUGUACACUAAAAAUGCUCAGGCUGUCAGGCUGUCUGAUCUCAGAGGAAGGCUGUGUUUCUCUGGUCUCAGCUCUGACCUCCAACCCCUCCCAUCUGAGAGAGCUGGACCUGAGCUACAAUCAUCCAGGAGACUCAGGAGUGAAGCUGCUGUCUGCUGGAUUGGAGGAUCCUCACUGGAGCCUGGAAACUUUAAGGGUGGAGCCUGCUGGAGUCCGAUGGUUGAGACCAGGUCUGAGGAAGUAUUCCUGUGAAGUCACACUCGACACAAACACAGUACACAGAGGGAUCAAACUGUCUGACAACAACAGGAAGGCGACACGUAAGGAGGAGGAUCAGUCAUAUCCUGAUCAUCCAGACAGGUUUGACUACUGGCCUCAACUGCUGUGUAGAAAUGGUCUGACUGGUCGCUGUUACUGGGAGGUGGAGAGGAGAGGAAGUGUUGAUAUAUCAGUGAGUUACAGAGGAAUCAUAAGGAGAGGAGACAGAGAAGACUGCAGGUUUGGAAUGAACGAUCAGUCCUGGAGUCUGAGGUGUUCUGAUGAUGGCGGUUACUAUAUCUGGCACAAUAAGAAAGGAACUUCCCUCUCCUCCUCCUCCUCCUCCUCCUCCUCCUCCUCCUCCUCCUCCAGAGUAGCAGUGUAUGUGGACUGUCCUGCUGGCUCUCUGUCCUUCUACAGAGUCUCCUCCGACACACUGAUCCACCUCCACACCUUCAACACCACAUUCACUGAACCUCUUUAUCCUGGAUUUGGGUUCUGGAAGGCUGGUUCCUCAGUGAGCAUGUGUUCUGUUUAGGAGGGAGAGUCUCCUCCUGGUAGAGAACAGAUCAGUUGAGUCUGUACAGGAUCACAGAAGCUUCUUGUAAUAAAUCCAUCAAUGAACUUUGUACAAAGUGAUUCAAAGUGAUUGAACAGAUUCCUCAUUUCCAUGUAAACUUCUUCCACUUCCAGUCCUUUAAAGAUGGAAGCUCUGAUCAUUAAAUGGUGGAAAUGCCGUUGACUUGGACCUUCUGUCAUGUGUUGCUUUGAAUUCUGGCUCUUGUUCCAAUAAAAGCAGAAUGUUACUGUGAA